ACCCGAGUUUCCUCAUUUUAAGGUUAAGAAACUCAGAGUUUGGAGCUAAACCUGUUUUCUGGAAUAGGCCCCUGAUGUCCAAUAUCAACGAGGGACAACAAUAAAACGCUGCAGAAAGAGCGAAGGAUGUUUAAAUCAGCUUUGUCGAUGUUGCUCUUCUCCUGUUUCCUGGCACGUCUGGACUGUGCAGAUAAUAAACAGGAAACAGUCAAACGUGGAGAAGAUGCCACUCUGCAGUGCAGCGGUACCAGAGGUGCUGCUGUCGUAAUUUUAAGGUGGAGAAAAAAUGACCAGCAGCCAGAGCUUCAAGACACCAACAAGGAGGAGUUUUAUGUUUUGUUCAUCAGAGACGGUCGCACUUAUGAAAACUUCCAGCUUCCAUCUUUUAAAGGUCGAGUGCAGCUCAGAGAUCCACAGAUGAAAGAUGGAGACCUCUCUGUGAUUAUCAAAAAUGUCUCCAUGAAUGACGCUGGAAUAUAUGAAUGUUAUGCUGGAUAUGACAAAAACGACUCUCAGCUUAUGAGCAGCACCAACCUGACAGUUGAAGAACCAGGUCAGCCAGGAGGACAAAGUGGGGAUGGAGGGAAGAAGAGUGAUUCUGUUGCUCUGAUAGUUGGUCUGUCAGUUGCUGCUGUGCUGUUCAUUGGUCUUGUUGGUUUUCUUAUCUACAAAAAAUGUAAAAAGCAACCAAAUUCAAAUUAUCAGUCUCCUCCAGAUCAGGGCAUUGAACUGCCUGAAGUGUCUUCAUAA
Archocentrus centrarchus (flier cichlid) is the source of this 750-nucleotide messenger RNA. RefSeq lists its product as uncharacterized. The transcript is spliced from 3 exons. Lineage: Eukaryota; Metazoa; Chordata; Actinopteri; Cichliformes; Cichlidae. Gene Ontology annotation, cellular component: external side of plasma membrane. The record is from RefSeq and is a predicted model, not a curated record. Bases 127 to 750 code for a protein of 207 amino acids. Gene Ontology annotation, biological process: immune response; cellular response to lipopolysaccharide; negative regulation of T cell proliferation.